This is a messenger RNA of Agrilus planipennis (emerald ash borer), 643 nucleotides long. RefSeq lists its product as uncharacterized. Lineage: Eukaryota; Metazoa; Arthropoda; Insecta; Coleoptera; Buprestidae. The record is from RefSeq and is a predicted model, not a curated record. The transcript has a single exon. The coding region runs from base 252 to 635 and encodes 127 amino acids.
CAAUCAUCUGACAUCUGUUGAAGCAGCUGUCAAUUUUAAUGAAAUACGAUGAAUUUUCGUUCGAGAAGUUUGCAUUGGCGUUUGCCAAUGUUUAUGUUCUUUUACGGGAAAUAAAACAUGCGAUCAUAUAAUUUUCGGUCCGAGACGGUGUGUUAGUGUAUGAGAAAUUUGGAACGAAUUGUGAUAUACCUGUGAUUUAUUCGGUUGAAGUGUUAAAUUACAAUUGUUUUACAUUUAAUUAUCAUUUUCAAAUGGGUGCUAAGCCAAGUACUGCUAAUGGGACUCAGAGUCCCCGAAGUAGAACAUUUUCGACUAGCAGUAGUUCUGAUGUUGUUGGAGCCCCUGUCGGCUAUCGUCUUCUCAGAUCAUUGCCGGGACUGGAUCUUUCGAGUGAUCGUCAAAGGGCUCGAUCCCUGUCAAGUGUUCCAGACUUGCAUUCCAGUCACGAAACAUUGGCAAUACCUGCAACAGGGUCCAGCUUUGACACAUCUGCAGGUGCCAGUCCAGAAACUGACAGCAGCUCUGCGGAAGAGGCUGCCAUUGGUCUAGGUCCUACGAGCAUUGCAUUAGGUAGAGUGUAUGCUGCACAGUCCCUACCAUCUCAUAUAUGGUCCCUAAAUGGUAAGUUUUUGUAAAUACUAUU